UGUUACAAAUGGUAUCAGAGAGGGUUAUCUUAGACCCUGCUGGGCGAUUACCGAGAGAAGAUAAAUUGAAAUUUGAUCGUAAUAUGAUGGCCAAAAGAGGAGCUUGGACCCAACAUAGGUUUCAAAAAUUUAACUUGAGUCUUUCUUUUUUUACCUUUCUUACCUUCGUCAAUUGCGCAACGUCGACCUGUAGCUAAUUUUAAUUUAAGAAAUAAAAAAAUUAGAAGAGUGGUAAGGAAACAUCACUUGGAGCACACAAAUGGGUCAAAAAUGGUUAGACUUAGUAGUAGGUGGCUUCAGCUUGCCUUCUUCCACAACUCUAUCGCCGUCCAAUUAGGAAUAAGAAUAGGAAUAGGUAGAGGCGAAAAUGGUCUGCUCCAAUCUAUGGACGCCUCUCACAGAAGCGGUUUUCUAUUACACAGGGCUGUCUCCGACGGCUUUCUUUACAAUCGCGGCUCUGAUGGCGGUGACAUACAAGGUAGUUUACCACAUGCUCGGCGGCACCGAUGACUACAUGUACGUCAAGAAGGCGGAGGAGGCCGCCCGCCGGAAACCUAUCCAGAUCGGCGACCUGACCGCAGCUGAGCUCUUAGGUUUCAACGGGUCCGACCCGAAAAAGCCCUUGCUCAUGGCUAUCAGAGGACAAAUCUAUGAUGUCUCUAGCUCCAGGUGAAGAUUAAACCUCUUCUAUUCCAUCUAUUCCCAGCUGAAGCUCAAAACAAUACUGAUGAAUUUCUUGAUUUGGGUUAAAACUGUUAUCCAGCCUAAUAUAUUACUCGUUCCCUUUCAUUUAUAAACCAUGCGCAUUAUAAGUUCUUUAUUUCCUUAACUCUCACUGCCAACUGAUGCUCUGCCCCUUCGGUGGACUCUGACGGGCAAGUCGGUCCUCUGCCAAAAGGCCGAAACGAGUGCUCUCUGCCAGUCAGCCCUCUGCAAACCCUGCCGGUUUGCCAUCCGGGGUCACAAAUCCAAAAGGGGAAACCCCUGCCUCUUUCCCUCUGGUGAGUUUGUAUCUUUUGCUUAAUACAAAAAUGAAUUUGAUUUCAAUUGAUAUUGUAGUUAAUUGAGUUUGACUAUUUUGUAGAAUACACAAAUUGAUAUUUCAACUCUCGAAGGUGGAUUUUUUGCAUUGCACGAUUAGACAAUGAAAGGUAGCAUGUAGA
Messenger RNA from Cuscuta campestris, 1163 nucleotides. The record is from the annotation of a GenBank genome assembly. Lineage: Eukaryota; Viridiplantae; Streptophyta; Magnoliopsida; Solanales; Convolvulaceae.